UUCUACUUUUUGUCGGGCUUUUCCACCCCAAAGCUCUAAGCCUUUGGGACCUUUCCCUUGCGAACUAUUUAGGCACAUGCUGUUCAUAUCUUCCAUGCGAUGGGGCCAUUAAAUUAAGUAGAAGUUGAAAACUUGGAAGCAGCUUCUUCUCAGCCAACGCAUUCUAAGGGAAUCACUUGGCUCCAUGCCUUCCCUUAGGAAAGCCGUAUGGGGGGAGAGGAAAACAGGGACCGGGUCAUCAAUUAUGAGGUUUAUAGGACGCGACCCCUUUUCUUCUUUAUAUAUCAAUAAAUCAGACUGCCGGCCAUUAAAAAAAUAAAGAGAGCUAGAUGUGAGCUCCACUUCGCACUCAUGUUAAGAGCUCCGUAGAAUUGCUGCAGCCUAGCCUUUUCCACUGCAACUAAGGGAUUCCUCUGUGUAUGAUAGAAGACUGCUGAAGGCUAGAUAGCAGCGAGGGGAAGAUGGGGUACGAGGCAAAGCUGGUUAGGAGCUUCAGCCGCUUCGAACCACAGAAGCUCGGACUUGGAUUGCUCGCCGCGUGUUUUCUGGUCUCGUUAACCUACAUUUCGGUGACCAAUAACUUUGCAGUCCAUUUUCCCAUCUUAAAUUCCCGGCAAUCAUCAUCGAAGCAUGCAGCGGAAACCGGCCCUCUGGUCGAAACUGCAAUGACUUCUCCACAGUUAGAGGCGGGGCUCGAAAAUGCGACGCAUGAGAGCCGGCCAAGCUGCGACGAUGCCAACCCAAGAUCAGGUCUUUGUGGAAAGAAUGAUCUUACCGAGAUGCACCAGAAUUCUUCCUCCACGGCUUCUGAUGUUCCCCCUGCGAAAGAAGAUCUUUCAAACAGCACUAAACAACUAGGUGGUGAAAAGGUGACAUGGGGAAAAAGCUUACCAUGCGACCCAAAAUCAGGUCACUGUGAAACGGAUAGUGAUGGUAGGACCCAGAAGAACAUGACCACCAUGGUUGAUUCAUUGCCUGGACCAGUUACCACCAGUUCCAUCAAAAAAGAUGAACGGAUUGAGGAUUUGGAGGCUGAGAGGAAGCCGAUGUGCGACACGUCGGCCCGGAGAUCCGACGUCUGCGAAAUGGACGGUGAUGUGAGGAUUUUGGGGAAGAAUUCCUCGGUGAUAUACGUGACACCCUCUAGAAUUGGUGCAUGGGGAAGAAAUGAGUCAUGGAAGAUCAGACCUUAUUGUCGCAAGACAGACAAGGCGGCCAUGGCUGAAGUUCGGGAGGUAUCCGUGAAAUCAUUGGGAAAUUACGAAGCAGCCCCUCGCUGCACUGUUAAUCACACAGUUCCUGCCAUCGUCUUCUCAAUUGCAGGAUACACUGGAAACUACUUCCAUGCCUUCACCGACGUGGUCGUCCCACUCUUCCUGACUUCCUACCAAUACAAUGGAGAAGUACAGCUUGUUGUGACCAAUUUCAAAGUUUGGUGGAUUUACAAGUACCUUCCGAUACUAAAGAAGCUCUCUCGCUAUGAAAUCAUUGAUUUCGACAACGAUGAGAGAGUGCAUUGCUGUAAACAUGCGAUCGUCGGUCUGAAAGCCCACAACGACUUGAGCAUCGACCCCUCGAAAGCUCCGAACGGAUAUUCCAUGGUCGACUUCACAAGGUUUAUGAGGAGCGCGUACUCGCUGGAGAGGAGUUCCCCGAUGAGGAUCGGUGAACAUCCCGGUAAGAAGCCAAGGCUGCUGAUCAUAGCAAGAAGUCGAACGAGAAAGUUCAUGAAUCUAGACAAGAUAAUUCGGAUGGCAGAGAAGUUGGGCUUUGAGGUGGUGGUCUCGGAGGCCGACAACAAUGUGACUCGGUUUGCGCAUGUUGUGAACUCAUGUGACGUGAUGAUGGGGGUUCAUGGUGCCGGGCUCACCAACCUAGUCUUCCUUCCGACGAACGCAAUCCUGAUCCAGAUAAUCCCUUGGGGUAGGCUGGAUUGGAUAGCUAAUACUUACUUCAAGUAUCCGUCCAAGGAGAUGAAACUGAGGUACUUGGAUUACAAUAUAACUGAAGAGGAGAGCACGCUUAUAGAUCAGUACCCUAGAGACCACGCUGUCUUCAAGGACCCCUCGUCAAUUCACAAGCUUGGAUGGAAUGGUAUGAUGGAAAUAUACCUAGUGAAGCAAAAUGUAAAGCUCAAUAUCAGGAGGUUUAGGCCUGUUCUGAUAAAAGCCCUUAAGCUUCUACAUCAACGAUAGAACAGAAGAGUUAGAUUUAGUUUAUCGUACAUUUAAAAGUUUUCACUUCAACUGCUCAUUCUUUUCUUCCCCAAGGGGGUGGCAAGAAGGAUGAUUUACAAAUUGUAAUCUUGCCGCACAUGGAGAGUCUAUAUAUAUAUGAACUAAAUCAUACUGAGAAACUACAAAAUAAUUCCUCAA
This is a messenger RNA of Phoenix dactylifera (date palm), 2375 nucleotides long. RefSeq names its product beta-1,2-xylosyltransferase XYXT1-like. Gene Ontology annotation, molecular function: glycosyltransferase activity. The record is from RefSeq and is a predicted model, not a curated record. NCBI's taxonomy places the organism in Eukaryota, Viridiplantae, Streptophyta, Magnoliopsida, Arecales, Arecaceae.